AUGCUGUUGAGCCUCUGCAAGGAGCGGGAAGAAGACGUGUGUUACACCGCAAUCUCUUAUUACCCUGUCCUUACUUGGUGGAAGAACCGCUUACCGAGGUUCCUCAGCCUAGCCCACCACAUUGCCAAGCUCGAGUUGGGAGAAGCCGGAGAUCCGAUCCAGCACCGGAAGCGGCCGACACUGAAGACUCAAGUGAGGAAGAACUCAGCAUUUGGACAGCUCAACAUCCUGUCUGCCCACUCCCAAGAAGAGCACCCAGGGAACUGA
Molecule: messenger RNA, 267 nt
Organism: Knipowitschia caucasica
Lineage: Eukaryota; Metazoa; Chordata; Actinopteri; Gobiiformes; Gobiidae
Source: the annotation of a GenBank genome assembly